AUGCCUUCUCCUCCGGAAGAAGAAACCCAACAACCCAAAACCGAUUCCGGUUCGGGUACGGGUCCGGGUCAAACCUCCGAACGCGGCGAUACCAAUCAACCACCACCGCAAACGCAAACGCAAACGCAACAAUACCCACCCGUUAUGGGUUUUCCGGGUUACCAUCAACAACCUUACCCAGGAGGUUAUCCAAACGCACCUUACAAUCACCCACAAUACGCCUACGCUCAAGCCCCACCCGCUUCUUAUUACGGGUCAUCUUACCCGCCCAACCAAAACCCGGUUUACCAAAGACCAGCUCCUUCCAAUUUCUUCAGAGGAAUCUUAACCGGUUUAAUUGUAAUAGUCGUAUUCCUCUGCAUCGCCACCACCAUAACCUGGCUAGUCUACCGUCCUCAAAUCCCGGCUUUCUCCGUAACCAAUUUCUCGGUUUCCAAUUUCAACGUAACCGGUCCGGUUUUCUCCGCCCAAUGGACCGCUAAUCUCACCGUGGAGAAUCAAAACACGAAAUUGAAAGGCUAUUUCGAUCGAAUCCAAGGAUUUAUAUAUAACCAUAACGCGAUUGGAGAAGACGAUUUUUUAGCGACUGCGUUUUUUCAACCGGUUUACGUUGAGACGAAGAAAUCGGUUAUGAUCGGAGAGACUUUAACCGCGGGAGAGAAAGACCAACCGAAAGUUCCGAGUUGGGUCGGAGAAGAGAUGAAGAAAGAGAGAGAGACCGGAACGGUGUCGUUUAAUCUGAGAAUGGCGGUUUGGGUUACGUUCAAGACCGAUGGUUGGUCGUCUCGUGAGAGAGGUCUUAAGGUGUUUUGUGGGAAAUUGAAAGUUGCGUUUGAAGGAGGUUCUGGAAACGGUGCCGUUUUGUUGCCUAAACCACUUCCUUGUUUGGUUUACGUUUGA
Messenger RNA from Arabis nemorensis, 900 nucleotides. NCBI's taxonomy places the organism in Eukaryota, Viridiplantae, Streptophyta, Magnoliopsida, Brassicales, Brassicaceae. The record is from the annotation of a GenBank genome assembly.